Messenger RNA from Artibeus jamaicensis (Jamaican fruit-eating bat), 2244 nucleotides. It is a transcript of the gene MEOX2, whose product is annotated as mesenchyme homeobox 2. Lineage: Eukaryota; Metazoa; Chordata; Mammalia; Chiroptera; Phyllostomidae. Gene Ontology annotation, molecular function: RNA polymerase II cis-regulatory region sequence-specific DNA binding; DNA-binding transcription factor activity, RNA polymerase II-specific. The record is from RefSeq and is a predicted model, not a curated record. The coding region runs from base 257 to 1168 and encodes 303 amino acids. Gene Ontology annotation, biological process: positive regulation of transcription by RNA polymerase II. The transcript has 3 exons. Gene Ontology annotation, cellular component: nucleus.
CUUUUGGCUUCAACCUCUCCUACUCUUGACAUCUGAGUAGCUCGGAGGGAAGCUCCUCCAGGUCAGAUUGUUUGUAUGUAAAGGAGACUGGCCGCUAGGGCUCAGGACCGGGAUUAUCCAAGCUCUGCAGAAACGCGGGCAGCAAUUGCUUGGGGAGGGGGAAAAGUCACACGAUUUCCAGUGAAAAAGUGACAGAGGGUGGCGGCUUUUGCAACCGUCGUGAAGUCUUCUGCCUGGAACCCGAGACUUGCAUGCUAUGGAACACCCGCUCUUUGGCUGCUUGCGCAGCCCUCACGCUACCGCGCAAGGCUUGCACCCGUUUUCCCAGUCCUCUCUCGCCCUCCAUGGAAGAUCUGACCAUAUGUCCUACCCCGAGCUCUCCACUUCUUCCUCAUCUUGCAUAAUCGCGGGAUACCCCAACGAGGAGGGCAUGUUUGCCAGCCAGCAUCACAGGGGGCACCACCACCACCACCACCAUCACCACCACCACCACCAGCAGCAGCAGCACCAAGCUCUGCAAACCAACUGGCACCUCCCGCAGAUGUCCUCCCCCCCGAGCGCUGCUCGGCACAGCCUCUGCCUUCAGCCGGACUCGGGAGGGCCCCCGGAGAUGGGCAGCAGCCCGCCGGUCUUGUGUUCCAACUCUUCCAGCUUGGGCUCCAGCACCCCGACUGGGGCUGCGUGUGCGCCGGGGGACUACGGACGCCAGGCGCUGUCACCCGCGGAGGCGGAGAAGAGAAGUGGCGGAAAGAGGAAAAGCGAUAGCUCAGAUUCCCAGGAAGGCAAUUACAAGUCAGAAGUCAAUAGCAAACCCAGGAAGGAAAGGACAGCUUUUACCAAAGAGCAAAUCAGAGAACUUGAAGCAGAAUUUGCCCAUCAUAAUUAUCUGACCAGACUGAGGAGAUAUGAGAUAGCUGUGAAUCUGGAUCUCACUGAAAGACAGGUGAAAGUCUGGUUCCAGAACAGGCGAAUGAAGUGGAAGAGAGUAAAAGGGGGCCAGCAAGGAGCUGCAGCUCGAGAAAAGGAACUGGUGAAUGUGAAAAAAGGAACACUUCUCCCUUCUGAGCUCUCGGGAAUCGGCGCAGCCACCCUCCAGCAAACAGGGGACUCUCUAGCGAAUGAAGACAGCCAUGACAGUGACCACAGCUCAGAGCAUGCACACUUAUGAUACACACAGAGGACCGGCUCCAUUCUCAGGAAAGAAAUGUUGUGAUGGAAAGCCUUACUCAAACAUCGUUUACACAGAGAGCUGACUAUGACAGCGAUUUUUAAUAUUAUUAAAUUCAGGCGUCUUGAGUCUGUUUCUCAUGAUUUAUUGAGAGUGUUACGCUAAGUGCCACUUAUUAAAGAUGCUUCCACCGUGAAAAUGGAGAAGGUGAACUUGCUUUGAAUAUUCCAGAUGUGUUUGCUUUUGCUUGCACUGAAAAUUCAAUUGCUAUCAAGAGCAAACUGUGAGACAUUUUUAUUCAACGUGCCUCCAGAAUGAAGAUGCAGAAGAUGAACUUGCUUUGAACAUUACAGAUGUACAAGCUGAUGUGUAUGGCAGUGGGCAGGUAUUUGCUUUUGCUUGCACUGACAAUUAAAUUGCUAUCAAGAAUAAAUCAUGAAACAUUUUAUCCUGAACAACCACAGUGCCUGAAAUCACUCUUAAGUGGGAAAAAUGUAUUUUAACUCUGUAUAUAUUACCCUUGAGUCAUUUUCCUGUCUUCACUAAGUUUAGCAAUACAUUCAUAUUAGCUGAUGAAAUAGGCACUCAUGAUGACAAGCAGAAACAGCUUCUUGUCUUUUUAUACAUUUUGUCAUCCCAGAAACAAUCAGCACAUGCUUACUUGUGUUCAAGUAGAGAAAAUACAUUAGAGUCUGAUAGGACAUAUUCUUGUACCACAGACAAAACAAAUCUUAUGUUGCAUUUCCUAUCAACUGCUGCUAAUACAUUAUUAUAAGAGUUACCUAGCUCCUCAAUUCUUCCUAUCUUAUAGCUUGAAAAAAAUUAGGAUCAUAGGCAAAUCAGUUACCUUGCAGAAAGAGCUUUAUAUGACAGACAUUGUCUGAUGUUAUUACUAUAAAAUGUUAGCUGUUGUGAAUAUCAUUUAAUUUACAAGAAAAACGUUUUCCCCUCAUUGGUGAUGAUGUUAGACAAGUUGCAAAACAUACUGAUUCCUCAAGUUGGUAAACAAUGAAAUUCUGAAUGUCUUCAAAUAAAAUUCAGUAAAAACACAUUAUUUUUUCAUAUAUGAUGUAAUC